AUGGAGUGGGUCGCCGCCGCUUCAGGAAAGAGGGGCGAUCCCUUUGCUGGAGGGAUCCCUUCCUGGGAGCCUCCCGAUGCGCCCCCGAUGGCAGCAGAGAGCGGCCCCGAGGAGCGGCAGGGCUGCACUGAAGGCAUCCGCUUUGCAGGCUCUGAAAAGUUUUCCACGUUUCAGUCGAGGUCAACAUCUCCUCCUUGGGAAAAGGACGUUGCUGCGGUAGAGUCUGCCCAGCAGCUGGUGACCUUUGAAGAUGUGGCUGUCUGUUUCACAAAGGGGCAGUGGGAUCUGCUGGAGCCAGAGCAAAAAGCCUUGUACAAGGAGGUCAUGCAAGAGAACUACGAGAACGUGGCCUCCCUGGGUUUUCCAGUUGCCAAACCGACCCUGAUCUUCAGUCUGGAGCAAGGAGCAGAGCCCUGGGUUCAAGAUAUGGGAGAAAAAGCAAUCAAAGCAAGUGACAAGAAGACGGCGAAGAAAAAAGCAACCUGCCCCCUGUGUGGAAAAAUAGUCUCUUCCAAAUAUGCUCUUAUCGGGCACACGAGGACCCACACGGGAGAGAAGCCUUUCGAAUGCCCCGACUGCAGGCGGAGGUUUGCCUUGCGGAAGAAUCUGACCUUGCACCAGAAAACUCACCAGAAACAUCUUGUGCCAAACUCCCAGUUAAUCCAAGAAACCGCUUCCUGUAAAGAAUCUGCUUUUAGCCAGAACCAGCCAGGGGGACAAGAACUUCAAGGUAAGUGCUUCUAA
Molecule: messenger RNA, 744 nt
Organism: Lacerta agilis (Sand lizard)
Lineage: Eukaryota; Metazoa; Chordata; Lepidosauria; Squamata; Lacertidae
Product: zinc finger protein 300-like
Exons: 6
Coding region: 1-744 (247 amino acids)
Biological process (GO): regulation of DNA-templated transcription
Source: RefSeq, a predicted model, not a curated record